This is a messenger RNA of Melopsittacus undulatus (budgerigar), 1134 nucleotides long. Its product is annotated as rRNA 2'-O-methyltransferase fibrillarin. Gene Ontology annotation, cellular component: small-subunit processome; box C/D methylation guide snoRNP complex; nucleolus. The record is from RefSeq and is a predicted model, not a curated record. Gene Ontology annotation, molecular function: rRNA methyltransferase activity; histone H2AQ104 methyltransferase activity; RNA binding. The transcript has 9 exons. The coding region runs from base 1 to 921 and encodes 306 amino acids. Gene Ontology annotation, biological process: box C/D sno(s)RNA 3'-end processing; rRNA methylation. Lineage: Eukaryota; Metazoa; Chordata; Aves; Psittaciformes; Psittaculidae.
AUGACGUACUUCAACACCAGUUCCACAGGGUUCAGCCCCCGAGGGGGGGGACGCGGCGGCUUCCGGGGGGGCCGAGGAGGUGGGUUCCAGCCCCGGGGCGGGGCCCGAGGGGGCGGGGCCGGCCCGAGGGGGCGUGGCCGAGGCGGCGCAAGGGGCGGGGCCAGAGGAGGGAGGGGCGGAGCCUCCCGAGGCGGCUUCCGGGGGGGCAAGAAGGUGACGGUGGAGCCACAUAGGCACCCAGGGGUGUUCAUCUGCCGGGGCCGGGAGGACGCGCUGGUCACCCGCAACCUGGUGCCUGGAGAGUCUGUCUAUGGGGAGAAGAGGAUCUCAGUGGAGGACGGGGAUUCCAAGGUGGAAUAUCGCGCCUGGAACCCGUUCCGCUCCAAACUGGCCGCGGCCAUACUGGGAGGCAUCGACCAGAUCCAUAUCCAGCCUGGAGCCAAGGUCCUGUACCUGGGAGCUGCAUCCGGGACAACCGUAUCCCAUGUGUCCGACAUCGUGGGGCUGGAGGGUCUGGUUUACGCUGUGGAAUUCUCCCAUCGCUCCGGUCGGGAUCUCAUCAACGUGGCCAAGAAGAGGACCAACGUGAUCCCAGUCAUCGAGGAUGCUCGGCACCCCCACAAGUACCGCAUGCUGAUUGGGAUGGUGGAUGUCAUCUUUGCGGAUGUGGCCCAGCCGGAUCAGACCCGGAUCGUGGCGCUCAAUGCACAGCACUUCCUACGGAGGGGGGGGCACUUCAUCAUCUCCAUUAAGGCCAACUGCAUAGACUCAACAGCCGCUCCCGAGGCCGUGUUCGCGGGGGAGGUUCGGCGCAUGGCGGCUGAGAGGAUGCGGCCCCAGGAGCAGCUGACGCUGGAGCCCUAUGAGAGGGACCAUGCGGUGGUGGUGGGGGUGUACAGGCCCCCCCCAAAGGAGAAGUGACGUCACCUCCUCCCCGCUCCGGCACCCCCUUCGGAGGGGGCGUGGCCAGCAGAGGCCCCGCCCCCUCCGGCCCUUCCCUUCAGGGGGUGUGGCCACAGUUGGCCCCACCCCCUCCCCGUGUUUUGGGUUGAAUUCUCGCGAUUUUAGGGUUUUUUUGGGGGGGGGAGGGCUCGAAAAUAGGGAUUUGAUAGAAAAAUAAAGGGGAAAAACCCA